AUGGCAGAAGCUUCGGCGGACGCCCCACCCGUUCCUGUAACAGUGAAGAAGAAGAAGAGCCUGUCCAUUGAGGAGAAGAUUGACAUCAUAAACGCCGUGGAAAGUGGCAAGAAAAAAGCAGAGAUUGCCGCUGAAUAUGGCAUCAAGAAAAAUUCCCUGUCUUCUAUUAUGAAGAAUAAAGACAAAGUUCUAGAAGCCUUUGAGUCUCUGAGAUUUGAUCCAAAGAGAAAAAGACUGAGAACUGCUUUUUACACCGAUCUGGAAGAGGCAUUAAUGAGAUGGUAUCGAAUUGCUCAGUGUCUAAAUGUACCAGUUAACGGCCCGAUGUUGCGCCUGAAAGCUAACGAUUUUGCCCAGAAACUGGGACAUAAUGAUUUUAAGUGUAGUAAUGGCUGGCUGGAUCGUUUUAAAUCCAGGUAUGGCUUAGUGUUUAGAGCUCAACCUGUAGAAGCCACAGGUCUAUCUGUAGACCCUUCAACUGUCUGGCAUCAAAAUAUACUUCCUUAUUACUUAAAUGACUAUCACCCUAAAAAUGUCUUUAAUAUAGAAGAGACUGGGCUGCUUUAUCGGAUGUUACCUACAAACACCUUUGCCUUUAAAGGAGAAACAUGCUCCGUUGGAAAGUUAUACAAAGACCGGAUAACUCUGGCGGUCGGCGCCAACAUGGACGGCUCAGAGAAACUGCCUUUGCUUGUCAUCGGGAAAAACAAAAACCCGCAGUGUUUCAAAGGUAUAACGUCAUUGCCUGUGCACUAUGCAGCUCACAGGAUGGCAUGGAUGAGCUCAGACAUAUUUCAACAGUGGAUGCAGAAGCUUGAUGAGAAAUUUCAAGCGCAGCAACGCAGAGUAGUGGUUUUCGUGGAGUCCUCAUCGGCACAUCCCGAGGUAAAGAAUCUCAAGUCCAUUGAGCUCGCCUUCUUCCCAUCAUGUCUGUCUUCCAGAUUUGUAGCCAUGAAGCGAGGGGUUCUGAAAAGCCUUAAAAUCAACUACCGGCAUUGCCUUCUCAAGAAGUUUUUAAGUUCCGUUGAAGGCAGCCAGGAGUUUAUGUUUUCACUGCUGGAUGCGGUGGACACACUGCAUCUCUGCUGGAGGGCUGUGACCCCAGAGACUAUAGCGAAAAGCUUUGAAGAGGCAGGAUUCAAAAGUCCGAAAGAAGAAAGUGACCCCCCAGCAGAGGCGGAGGGAGACGCUGGUGUUGAUUCUGUGGCUCAGGCGCUCGGGACAGAGGUGGAGCUGCCGGAAGGGUUGUCCAUAGAGGAGUACGCUGCCUUGGACGACGGGCUGGAAACCUGUGAAGCGGCACCGAGGGAUGACUCGGGGUGCACCCAGGAAAGUAAAUCGGAUGAAACUGGACCGUAUACUUCUGAUGAAGAGGAGGAUGAUGGGUCUCUAGGGACUGAACUUCCUCUGCCCUCAAAAAAUGAGGCAGUAACCGCUUUAGGCACUCUUAAAACAUUUCUUAGAAGUCAAGAUAUGAGUGAUGGGCUUCAUAAUUCUUUAGCAGAUGUUGAAAAUUUUCUGAACUCUUUACCACCUAAGUGA
Messenger RNA from Ochotona princeps (American pika), 1542 nucleotides. It is a transcript of the gene TIGD4, whose product is annotated as tigger transposable element derived 4. Gene Ontology annotation, cellular component: nucleus. The transcript has a single exon. The record is from RefSeq and is a predicted model, not a curated record. Bases 1 to 1542 code for a protein of 513 amino acids. Gene Ontology annotation, molecular function: DNA binding. Lineage: Eukaryota; Metazoa; Chordata; Mammalia; Lagomorpha; Ochotonidae.